GAACCUCCAACCCCUCUUCCCACCUCUGAGGGAAAGCACAGCUGGGUGAGCAAGACUGCUGGAGCUGACUUAAACAACUUUUUUUCUUCAUUUAAUGCACCAUUUCAUGGUUCCAGCUCCUUGUGUGAGCUCUGAUAGCGAAGAAAUUCUUAUAGGAGUCUGGCAAGGAUCAUACUUACUGACUGUGAAAGCCAACAGACUAAAAUGCGGCUGUUUGCACUUGUGUUAAUAACCGUCUUCUCACAUCAAACCUGCUCUGAGGAUUUUAAUAGCUGCCCUAAAGGAUGUGAAUGCACAGAAUGGAAGGGGUAUUAUGUUUCGUGUACAGAUAUUGGUACCAUGCCUAGGUUUCCUGGAAACACAGAGACACUACAUCUUUAUGAAACAAGGCUGAGCUCUGUUCCUCAAGAUGCAUUUGUCAACAUGGUGAACAUCUCAUUAAUUUAUCUCUCAGUUGAUGUCACAUUAAGACGUUUAGAGAAGCAUUCAUUUUACGCCCUAAAGAAGAUUACACAUAUUGAAAUAAGAAACACCAGAAGUCUAACAACCAUUGAUCCUGAAGCCUUUAAGGAUCUACCAAAGUUAAAAUACUUAGGUUUGUUCAAUACAGGUCUCACCAUUUUUCCUGCACUGACAAGGAUCCACUCUGAGGAGUUAUCUUUUAUGCUAGAAAUUACUGAUAACAUUUACAUCUCUGAAAUUCCUGCAAAUGCGUUCCAAGGUAUUACUAAAGAUAUGCUAACAGUAAUGCUAUACAGUAAUGGCUUUGCUAAAAUCCAACACCACGCCUUCAAUGGGACAAGCCUAGAUGCUGUAUAUCUUCACCGAAACGGACGACUUACCUAUCUGAGUGAAGACAUGUUUACAGAAACCAUUAGUGGUCCUGUGCUGCUUGAUCUUUCAGACUCCAGAGUUACAUCGCUUCCAUCGAGGGGACUGGAGACACUCCGGGAACUCAGUGCUCGAAAUGUUUGGUCUCUUAAAAAGCUCCCACCAGUUGAAACUUUCAGACAUCUGAUUAGUGCUGAUAUGACUUAUCCUAGUCACUGCUGUGCCUUCAAGAACCUUAAGAAAAAGAAACGGUACUUGGAUUACAUCAUUUGUAACUUGACUGCGAAGCAUGGCCGAGACAUUAAAAGAUUAGCCACUGUUACAGUUCCAGCUCUCAUGGAUGGAAUAGACAAAGGCAUUGACAUGAGUGACUCCCUACUGAGAAAAACCUAUGACCACCAUGACUUCCUAAGUAACCUACAUUAUCCUGACCUUCUUGGUGAGCAUUCUUACCAUGAUAUGGGAUUUGGGGACGCACUAAAGAAUCCUCAGGUAUCCACCAGCCAGGACAUUGAUAGUCAUUAUGAUUAUGUUAUAUGUGAGGAUGGAGAAACCGUGACAUGCACCCCAGCUCCUGAUGACUUCAACCCUUGCGAGGACAUCAUGGGUUUCAGCUUCCUCAGGGUAUCUGUUUGGUUUGUCAGUUUGUUGGCUGUAUUUGGAAAUUCAGUGGUACUCUUUGUGCUGCUGACCAGUCAUUACAAACUCUCAGUUUCCCGCUUCCUUAUGUGUCACCUCGCCUUUGCUGACUUGUGCUUGGGCAUCUAUCUGCUUUUCAUUGCCUCGGUAGAUCUUUACACACAGUCAGAAUACUAUAAUCAUGCGAUAGACUGGCAGACAGGACCAUGGUGUACUGUUGCUGGAGUUAUCUCAAUCUUUGCAAGUGAGUUGUCAGUUUACACUUUGACCACUAUCACUCUGGAGCGCUGGCAUGCCAUCAAUUUUGCAAUGCAAUUAGAUCGUAAGCUGCAUCUGUCCCAUGCAUCUGCUGUCAUGCUAGUGGGUUGGAUCUUAAGCCUCUUGCUUGCCCUUAUGCCUGUGUUGGGGGUGAGCAGUUACCAAAAGGUCAGCAUAUGUUUGCCCAUGAGCACUGAGAAUUUGUUGGACCAGGUGUACAUUUUAUUUAUGUUAGUCAUCAACAUUGUAGCCUUUGUUGUCAUCUGUGCAUGCUAUGUUAAGAUCUAUUAUGCAGUACACAAUCCCACUUACACCUCAGCCAGCAAAGACAGCAGUAUUGCUAAGCGAAUGGCUGUGCUAAUUUUCACUGACUUUCUCUGUAUUGCACCAAUCUCCUUCUAUGCCAUAUCAGCAGCACUAGAUCAUCCACUCAUAUCAAUUUCAAACUCCAAGAUCCUGCUGGUGCUCUUCUACCCUCUGAACUCAUGCGCUAACCCUUUUCUUUAUGCUGUAUUUACCAAGGCAUUUCAGGGUGAUGUAUUUAUCUUGCUUAGCAAGAUUGGCCUGUGUGAGAAGAAGGCCCAACUGUACCGAGGCCAAACCAUCUCCACAAAAGCAAGCAGCAGAGACACUAACAGUCAUGGAAUAAACACAGAAAUCCUAAAACGAUGGAAUGUUCAGGCCACUGCUACCUGUAACCAAUCCGGUAUCAAAAAAGACACUAACACAUCAAGAGGCAGGAAAUGUAAACCUACUGGCCAUAAAUUCAAGCAAAUCAAAGCGAUGAACUCAUGUGGUGUAUUUUGUUAAGCACUAGAUGUUAGAUACAAUAAAUCUGUUAAAAUGUUAAAGGUAGUUUACAAAUGUAGUGAAAGUUGCAUUAGGGUGAAAAAGUUUAAACACUUUCUUGUGUUUCCUGUGUUGAUGAACAGGUUUUCCAAUUUUAUUGCCCUGGUUUGUUAAGCUCAUGAUCCCAGUCAGGCGCUGGCUUGCAUUGUUUAUUGAAUUAUCUGAUUGUAUGUUUGUUUAAUUGUCUGAUUGUGUAAACUAGUCUGAAUAUGUGUAAAACUGAAUGAAAUUCAAUUCAAUUCAGUUUAAUUUAUAGAGCACUUUUAACAAUGGUCAUAGUUGCAAAGCAGCUUUACAGAAUAAAAAAGAAAUAAAAAUUA
Messenger RNA from Clarias gariepinus (North African catfish), 2897 nucleotides. It is a transcript of the gene tshr, whose product is annotated as thyroid stimulating hormone receptor. Gene Ontology annotation, cellular component: membrane. The transcript has 10 exons. Gene Ontology annotation, biological process: G protein-coupled receptor signaling pathway. Lineage: Eukaryota; Metazoa; Chordata; Actinopteri; Siluriformes; Clariidae. Gene Ontology annotation, molecular function: thyroid-stimulating hormone receptor activity; protein binding. Bases 205 to 2538 code for a protein of 777 amino acids. The record is from RefSeq and is a predicted model, not a curated record.